CAGUGCGGGUGCGCGGAGGAGAUGUCGGCGGGGAGGGAGGACCCAGAGACAUUAUUGACGCUGUUCCAGUCGCUACUCUUCUUGAGAUAUUUCUCAUCAGGGCUGCAGUGAAUUACAGAGCAAAAAGAAUGGGAAGGAGUAUACGUGGUGUCGAUUGCACUGAAAGUCUGGCUGUCUCCACCGAACACCGACUUUUGUUGUUCAGCGGUAUUUUCAGGAGGGACUAAGGGACGCAAGCAAAGCAAAGCAAAGCAGGGAAGCUAGCACCACAGACUAGCAAAACUGUGGCCCACAACAAACCUCCGAGCUAGCAUCCGUCGCAUGCACCGACAGAAAAAAUGGUGUACCUGUUGAAUCCUAUAGACAACCUGAGAAGCUACAUCAACAACCGUCCGCCGCUGGUCAUUUUUAUGAUCAGCGUCAGCGCGGUGGCCAUCGCCUUCCUGACCAUCGGCUAUUUCUUCAAGAUUAAGGAGAUCAAGUCUCCGGAGCUGACGGAGGACUGGAACACCUUCCUGCUGCGCUACAACGAGCUGGACUUCUGCGUGUCGGAGAACGAGACGAUAAAGCACGGCCUGAACGAGUCGACCACGCCGGAGAGCAUGGUGGUGACCAGCGGUCAGGCUCGCUCCAGCACCCAGGUCCCCCUCCUGCUGGAGGACUCGGGUCCCAUCAACAUCUCGGUCCCCAUCACCCUCACGCUGGACCCCCAGCGCCCCUUUGGAGGGUACUCGCGCAAUAUCACUCAUCUGUACGCCACGGUGCUGGGGCAGCAGGUCGGCCUGUCUGGCCGGGAAGCCCAUGAAGAAAUAAACAUCACGUUCACCCUGCCUGUAUCCUGGAACUCAGACGACUGUGUGCUGCACGGACACUGCGAGCAGGUGGUGUUCAGCACUUGCAUGACCAUCACGGCGGCCAACAAUAUCUUUCCAGUCACAGUGCAGCCGCCACACUGCGUGCCAGAGACGUACACCAACGCCACAUCCUGGUACAAGGUAUUCACCACAGUCCGUGACUCUGACACCAAGUACAGUCAGGACUACAACCCCUUCUGGUGUUACAAAGGAGCCAUCGGCAAGGUGUACCACGCACUCAACCCAAAGCUUACAGUCAUCGUGCCUGAUGACGACCGUUCCCUCAUCAACCUGCACCUGAUGCACACGAGCUACUUCCUGUUUGUCAUGGUCAUCACUAUGUUCUGUUACGCAGUCAUAAAGGGACGACCUGGCAAAGUACGACAAACCAACCCCGACUUCUGCCCUGAGAAGGUACAACAGUCACCAGCAGUGCUUUAUGACGUGAACAGGUGGCGUUGUCAGAGGGUUAAACAGACACCCGAGAGAUGUGUGAGAACUUACUUGUGACACGGACAAAACUCCAAGAAACAGAAGAAAUAAAAAAAAUAAACAAAAUAAAAAAUAAACAUACCAGUUGCCUAGUGAACCUUGGAAAUACAACAAGGGGACACAAAAGCUCUGUGAAUGCAUUAUCCUUGCAAUGUUGGGUUUCUCCAACCAAAGAUAUACAAGUGCCUGUAUCUGUCGUGUAAAUAUUUGUAGGAACUCUGAUAUUCUGUGCAGAACCUUCUGUUCUUUUUCUCUCGUUUGGUUUGUUUUUUGUUUCUAUUCGAUUGUGUUUUUUUUGCCUGAGUCCCCCGUGUGCCAUGUCAGAACAUGCAGUACAUCCAUCAAAGCAGAAGGCCAGACCCCAAGAACUGCACCGCCAUUCAUCAUAUCAUCAAGACUCAUUUAUCAAGCAGGUUAAAAAAAAACAAGAGGAAACCGGGGAGGCUGCACGGUGGUGCAGUGGUUAGCGAGGAGGUUCCUGGUUUGAAUCCCUGUCUGUCAGGAGCCUCUCUGUGUGGAGUUUGCAUGUUCUCUCCCCGUGCAUGUGUGGGUUCUCUCCGGCUUCCUCCCACAGUCCAAAGACAUGCUCGAUAGGUUUAACUGGAGACUCUAAAAUUGCCCGUUGUCUGUCUCUAUACGUCCGCUCUGUGAUUGGCUGGCGUACUUUCCACGGUGUAACCCCGCCUCUCGUCCAAUCGGUGAUUGGCUCCAGCCCCAUGCGUCUCCGCACAUGAAAAGCGGUAUAGAUAAAGGAUGGAUGGAUGGAACGGUGUCCACCUACCACUGAAGUUGGUUUAUCUCUCACUUUGUUGCAUUCAGAUCUGUAAUCGCGGCGUUUCUAACUCCCACGAUAAGAAGCCAAACGUUAACUCUCAUGAGACAUGUUUGCUUGUGAUGCCGUUAAGGAUGAACUCAUCACUGAGCACUUAUCGCUUCAGCGAGGAAGCAAAGUAUGAAUUUAGCACUUUUUCUCCCCGGACAGUGUGAACAAAAACCCGUCUGAUAACGAUGCAAACACUUUAAUUUAUUAAACUGAACUCUCAAAUUGUAUUUUUUUUUUAAUUACCGAAUUAACAAUCCUGUUUGCUCCCUGUGAGUGUGCGACAUCAGAGUGAGGAGUGUUUAGAUGAUGCACAUUUCUCUAAAACGUCUGGACAGUGAAUUAACGAGUCCCAUCGUCUGUGUUUGACUUGUCAGCAGGUCGGUAAUUGACUGCAAAGCUUCCUGUGGUUUUUGAGGAUAUAUUUUUUUAUUUGCUGCACUUAAAAUCUGAGUUUCUGCCUUUUUUAGUUUUUUCUUCCUCCGUGGCUUCAUCGCCGCUCACCUGCCUCGCUCUUUACGUUCAUUUGCUGCAGCCGUUUUUGUCGUUUGUUUUGCUUCCCACAGUUUAUCUGAUGUUGGACUCCAUCUUUUUUUCCGUUGCACCUGGAUGAAGCAGAACUUUAUCUUGCCUUACUCACGGCUGACUUGCUUGCUAAAAAAAAAAAAACACAGGGAGAUCCAUCUCUGUCCUCCCGUCUUCUACAGCCAUCCUCCUCUUCUUCUUGUUUCUUCCAUUUUUAAAGAGCCUGUGGUUUGAAAAAUCUAACUUGUGACCUUUUUUUAUUUUCCUAUUAAUGUAAAUGUUUUAUUCGAGGAGGCAUUUGAAGGUGUGCUCGUGUUUGCAUAGUUCCUGCACCUUUUUUUUUUUUUAGAUUUCUUGCACAUUUUUUUGGUUCUCUGCCCCUGUGAUGAUUUCUUUUUUUUUACUUUGUCCAAUAUCACAUGUAGAAAGUCUGAUUUUGAACUCUAGGAACCUUUAUAAAAAAUGAUGAUAUAUAAGUAUAUAAUUAUAUUUAUAUAGCUGUGAUGUUAUAUUACGUUUCUUUUUAUUUUCUUGUGAUUUUUGUGGUACAACAAAAUGUGCAAAAAGUCACCUGGGGUGAGAGUUUGGGAAAUGUUUGGAUACAUUGAGGUGGAUUUAGACUGUUUCUGAAAUGUGGUUACUAGGCAACCAAAUGUUAAUUAGCCUACUUAAAGGAUACUAAAGAGGAAGUAAUAAUCUCGACUGUUGAGCAGUUUUCACACAUGCACUCCUUGAAAUUUCGAGAAAGUCCAGACGGCCUCUGAAAUUUUUCCAAACCUGUUAUUCACAGCCUGACGAUUUCCCUGUGAGACGGGAGGCUUUCAGAAGGAACCAAAAAAAAAAAGGACGCUGCAGUCAUAACGUAUCCAAGAUGGUGGACGAAGCAACAUGUGACGCUAACGUUUGCGUUCACACAUGCAGCUCAUAUUUUCAGGAGAUUUGUGCAUCAGAGCUGUGGAGGAAAAAAAAGAUUCUCUUCCAAGAUUUGAUCAUUUCUAUCUUGAUGUCAGAGCUCACUUUGACAAUCAUUUAAAUUAAAAAAAAAAGACAGAAUAAAAAUGCACCAAUUAGAUUAGAAUACGAUUGUUCGUUCAGUCUUGAAAAGAGAAUUGACAGUCUAAGUCCGCCUCAACACUCUGUCCAGUUCGACUUCCUUUCCAAUAAUAAUUUCUGAAACAUCGACCUUACCUCUUGUGUUUUCAUUUUGUUCCAUCAUCGUCGACGUACCUGUUGAAUGUACUUUUUCAAUAAGCAGCAGAAUCCAACUCUGAGAUGCAACUAUUCCACGUGAUCUGAAACCAGGAUGUACAUUUGUUUUUGUUUGUUUUUAUUUGUCCAGUUUAAAAAAAGCUUUACUUGAAUGAUG
This is a messenger RNA of Labrus mixtus (cuckoo wrasse), 4057 nucleotides long. It is a transcript of the gene tmem248, whose product is annotated as transmembrane protein 248. The transcript is spliced from 7 exons. The record is from RefSeq and is a predicted model, not a curated record. Bases 339 to 1364 code for a protein of 341 amino acids. Lineage: Eukaryota; Metazoa; Chordata; Actinopteri; Labriformes; Labridae.